CUCUGCCCAUUUACCAAUUCCGGCUAGGUCCCUUCCCCCAACGACGACUGCGACAAGGUACGAACAACCAUCAUGUGCGGCAGAGCAUUACUCGCGGACGUCAAGGUUCCCGUGGUGACGCGGAAGGUGAUGGAGGUCACGGUGUGGCCCGAGAAGAAGAAGCACCGGCGAGGAGGUGGCGGGGGUCGGCGCUUCACGGGGCACAGCGGGCACAGGGGACUCGAGCUAUACAACGAGGAGGAGGACUUUGAGGCCGAUUUUGAGAAGUUCAAGGCUGACUCUAGGGACUAUGACCUGGAUCUCGGUCACGGUGGGGUGGCUGAGAAGGACGACGAUGAUGAGGAAGUCGAGAUCAAGCCCUUGGUCGCCGUCAAGAGGUCCCUCUCCCAUGAUGACUUAAGCACCAUGCCUACUGCUAGUUUUGACGGUCCUUCAGAAAGGCCAGCAAAAAGGAAGAGAAAGAACCAAAUCAACGUUAUCCGUCGGCGCCCCUUGGGUAAGUGGGCUGCUGAAAUCAGAGAUCCUAGCAAGGGUGUCUGUGUCUGGCUCGGUACUUUCAACAGUGCUAAAGAAGCUGCAAGAGCUUAUGAUGCUGAAGCACACAAGAUCCGUGGCAAGAAGGCCGAGGUUAACUUUCCAGAGGAACCAACAGGAUCUGCUGACUUUGCAUCAAACCAACCACCUGUCCCUGCAAUGAACUCUGCUGCCCCUAUUGAAGUUCCUGUAAUGGAUAUCUACUCUGACCAGGGAAGCAACUCUUUUUGCUGCUCUAACUUGGACUGGGAGUAUGACACCAAGAGUCUAGAUAUAUCAUCAAUUGCUCCCAUUUCUACCAUUGCUGAAGGAGCAAAAUCUGCGGUUGUCAAGAAUAACACAUAUAACUCAUUGGUGCCUCUUUUUAUGGAGAAUAAUGCUAUCAAUUUUGAACCUUGGAUGAGAUAUCUUAUGGAUGAUAGCGUGGAUGAGUUGAUUGAUAGCCUACUGAAUUUUGAUGUGCCUCAGGAUGUCGUUGGCAACAUGGACCUUUGGAGCUUCGAUGACAUGCCCAUAUGUGGCAAAUUUUUCUGAGGGAUUCAAACCAUGUAUAUCGGAACAAAGGGAAUAAGACUAUGGGAGAUUGGGAAGCACUCUAUUUUCACCUUCGGCCAACAUAUGCUUAUGUUCAAGCUUAGAUACGAAAGAGUUGCAUCCCGUUUCUCUUUUGUAAUCGACCCUUUCCCUAGUUGUAUGUCUAUGUGUGGCAGACAUUUAUUAGAUUGAUGAACCGUUGUAUUUAUCUUUUGUCAACUUUUAUGUCGUCGCUAUCAUUUCUGAAUGUGAACAUCAUGGAUUUGUGUUCGGUUUGCUUUAA
This is a messenger RNA of Aegilops tauschii subsp. strangulata, 1351 nucleotides long. Its product is annotated as ethylene-responsive transcription factor 1-like. The record is from RefSeq and is a predicted model, not a curated record. NCBI's taxonomy places the organism in Eukaryota, Viridiplantae, Streptophyta, Magnoliopsida, Poales, Poaceae. Gene Ontology annotation, biological process: ethylene-activated signaling pathway; regulation of DNA-templated transcription. Gene Ontology annotation, molecular function: DNA binding; DNA-binding transcription factor activity.